UGCUCCGCAGCACAUCACACCAAAAUGUUUUCUCGGGCUUCGAGCGCUCGCAAGGCCGUCGCGGCUGUUUCUAGACUAGCGACCCGAAAUGCCGUUCCAAUGAGGACUUUCAUGGCCCCGACCGUCUCGCGGAGAGCCGACUUCGUCCAAGAGCUCUACCUCAAGGAGCUAAAAGCAUACAAGCCAACACCAAUCAAGGACUCGGACGCGGUCGGCCAGGUCGCCACCUUCUCCCUGCCCAAGGCGCCCAAGUCGCCCGAGGAGGCCGACCUGGCCUCGAGCCUGAAGGAGUACGAAAACAUGGCGGUCGAGGUCGAGGGCCAGGAAGGGGCCGACGCCGCUGCCGGCGGCAAGCCCGCCGCCGUCCUUGAGGAUUGGCUUGAGGAGGAGGAGGAAGAGGAGGCGCACCAUUAAAUGUUCUGUCUCAUUCUUCUGUCGUUUGAGGAUGAUGGUGAAUGGAGAGAAGGAAGAUCUGACUGUUAGUGGUUGCGGUGGUCCUGUGGUAGAGGCGGUGAUAAAGGGUUGGUGCUGAGCUGAGGGAGUGAGAGGAUGGGACGAGUGGCUGGUGGUUGGUAGCUGAGGCCUAAGGGAUAGUCAUUGCCACUAUUGCCCACAGGACUGCUAUCAAACUGGCCUUUGGUCUCUCAGGUCAGGAAGCAGA
Canariomyces notabilis is the source of this 661-nucleotide messenger RNA. RefSeq lists its product as uncharacterized. The coding region runs from base 112 to 414 and encodes 100 amino acids. The transcript has 3 exons. Lineage: Eukaryota; Fungi; Ascomycota; Sordariomycetes; Sordariales; Chaetomiaceae. Gene Ontology annotation, biological process: proton motive force-driven ATP synthesis. Gene Ontology annotation, molecular function: proton-transporting ATP synthase activity, rotational mechanism. The record is from RefSeq and is a predicted model, not a curated record.